AUGCCCAAGGAUACCCAUUCCUCCAAUUUUUCCAGCUCGCUCUCACAGCCUGGCUUAGCGCUACCAUCGCAAUCAGUGCAGAAUCACAUCCAUGAACUCGCAAAGACGCUGCCGCCCCCGCGUAAACAGAACACAGCUUGCGACGCUUGCAGGUCGAGGAAGGUCAAGUGCAACCGGGUGCAAGGGCAGGAGAAGGUGCAGUACAUCGCCAUCCCUCACUGUCUCUCCAAAAAUUAUCCAUGCACGUCAGUAUCUUCAUCGAGGGCCCAUUACGUUCAGCAAGCGACAUCCGAGAGGAAGCGCGUCGGAGUGCCCCGAAGACCACGAAAUACUUCUACUAGUUCAAGCGCCUCUCCCAUCAUCGAGAAUGGAUACCCCGCUGCCUUCCCAAAAUUCCCAACUUUCCAUACUGGUCCUAUCCCUAUCAAGUUCGGCUUCUACCCCCCCAUAACGCUCGAUACCCCCACUAGAGAAGUUCUGUUGUACUUAUUCUCGCCACCGGAAAUUGCCAGUAAUGGAACCAGUGAUCACACUCCUUUUGGGCAAACGAUGGUCAAGUCGCCAUACGCCGACUGGGGCGAACAAGCAAUCAAACUCGAGAACGAAGCUUUCAGAACAGAAUUUGCUCUUGAUCUCGUGGAAGUUUUCUUCCAAAUUGUUCACAGUCGACUACCGCUUCUCAACCCCGCGUUGUUUAGAGAGCGUCUUUACCUACAUGAUGCUUCCGGUGCCAGAGCUUCGGAGAAGCCGUUGCAUCCGGCACUUGUAGCAACGGUGUUAGCAUGGGGCGCGAAGUUCUCCGAGCAUCCCUUACUGGUGGCCGAUCGCAAACGACCGAGUGGACAAAGUCAUUUAGCCAGAAUCCUAAUUGACCGCGCAAGAGAGUUCGCCGAGGCAUUAAAGGUGCAUAGGGUUCCACAUGCUGACCAUGUAGUCAUUGGUCUCCUCAUUGAGCCGUUGCAAAGUCAAAAUCCUGAGGAUGCCAACGGUUAUCACGGCUUCUGGCUGACGGCAGCUACUCGUCAUCUUCUGGAUUUACAGAUCAACCAUAAAUCCGUGAUGUCAACGAUUCAAGACCCUGAGGCUCGGGGGACGAUGAUAUUCGCAUGGUGGAUGGCGUGUAUAUGUGAUGCGUAUGCUUCGGCGUAUUACCGUCGAAAGCCUGUCCUUGACGAUGACGAUUACGAUAUUGACUUCUACACCGCGGAUCCUGUCCACCUAGAAGCCGCAGAGCCCCAUUCGCCACUGCCCUCUCCUCGGGAGCAACUUGAGGGUUACUACCGCGCAGCUCAUGCCUUAGCCCGAAUCUCCCGACAAAUGUCCCGGCAGCUUUGGCGACCGGUCACAGAAGCCGAUGGGAUUCCGCUUAGCGAACUCUCCCGAUUCUCGCACUCGCUAGUUGAAUGGAGAGAUACGUACCUGAACGCAGUGGGGGUCCCAAGCAAUUUCGAGGGCGAAUGGGACUUUGUGUCUGCCGUUUCAUCAUGUGCAAGCGAUGCUACAUUCCAUGUCAUGUGGAUUAUCCUUUUCAGCGCCUUAGACGAGUUUGGGAUUCGCGAGGUCAACGAACUUCAACGCGCUGGAAGCCCAGCCGCUGUACUACCUAACGAAGCCGAUGUGGAGAGUGUCAAGCGUAAGGUGAUGGACGAAGCCCUCCAUGGCGCAUUGCGAAUAGCCGGUUUGGCUGGCGUCUUGACAUCAAACGGCUACCUGCGCCUUGAUCCAGCGGUGAUGCACGUUAGCUGUAUACACGCUGGCACUCUCCUAGCUCGACUAGGGCGACCCGAAGUAUCCAACUGCAUCGCUGGCCUCGAACAGUACAGUCAUUCAUAUGAAGAGGCUGGGGAGCAGGCCUCCGAGCUCAAACGAAUGUACAAGGAUGCCACCAACGGUCACUCAGAUUUAGCUCACAUGCAUUCAACCGUUCAGCGUGGACUAGCGGUGGAUGCAACCGCUAACCAUUCUAUGGCGAUUGACACACUUCAUGGUUCCAGCUUUGCCCCUGCGCCUUUUGGUGGGAGAUGA
This is a messenger RNA of Pleurotus ostreatus (oyster mushroom), 2025 nucleotides long. RefSeq lists its product as uncharacterized. Bases 1 to 2025 code for a protein of 674 amino acids. Gene Ontology annotation, biological process: regulation of DNA-templated transcription; DNA-templated transcription. The record is from RefSeq and is a predicted model, not a curated record. Gene Ontology annotation, cellular component: nucleus. Lineage: Eukaryota; Fungi; Basidiomycota; Agaricomycetes; Agaricales; Pleurotaceae. Gene Ontology annotation, molecular function: zinc ion binding; DNA binding; DNA-binding transcription factor activity, RNA polymerase II-specific. The transcript has 16 exons.